UGCAGACCGAUAUUCCAGCAUUUGUAUCUUUGGGGGACACGGUCAAGCCAUAUCACGCUGUAGCAAUCCCCACUCUACACAUCCACACUUUUUGCUUUCCCACAGAUUUUUGGGGUAGGAAAGACCAAGUGGUCCAUGUCUUUGCCAUCACACAGGACCUUCAAAAGAUUGCCUUUAACCUAAAAUCAUCUUGUGUCCCCUUGCAGAACCUUGUUCCUGAUAUGUCUGAUGACUACAGCUACGACUCCACAUCCUCUAUGGAUGACUAUGUGAACUUCAACUUCACUGACGUCUUCUGUAAGAAAAAUAAUGUCAGGAAGUUUGCAAGCCAUUUCCUGCCCCCCCUGUAUUGGCUCGUGUUCAUUGUAGGAACGCUGGGCAACAGUCUGGUCGUCCUUGUCUACUGGUACUGCACAAGAGUGAAGACCAUGACUGACAUGUUCCUUUUGAAUUUGGCGAUUGCUGACCUUCUGUUUCUCGUCACUCUUCCCUUCUGGGCCAUUGCCGCUGCUGACCAAUGGACUUUCCAGACCUUCAUGUGCAAAGUAGUCAACGGCAUGUACAAGAUGAAUUUCUACAGCUGUGUGUUAUUGAUCAUGUGCAUCAGCGUGGAUAGGUACAUUGCCAUUGCGCAGGCCAUGAAAGCGCAGACCUGGCGGUGGAAGAGACUUCUCUACAGCAAGAUGGUUUGUGUUGCCAUCUGGGUGAUGGCGGCUGUGCUCUGCAUCCCAGAACUCCUGUACAGCCAAGUCAAGGAGCAAGCUAGCAUCACUGUCUGUACCAUGGUUUACCCUAGCGAUGAAAGUACCAAACUCAAGUCAGCUGUCUUGACUCUGAAGGUCAUCCUGGGGUUCUUCCUUCCCUUUGUAGUCAUGGCUAGCUGUUACACCAUCAUCAUUCAUACCCUAAAUCAGGCCAAGAGGUCUUCCAAGCACAAGGCCCUGAAGGUGACCAUCACUGUCCUCACUGUCUUUGUCUUGUCUCAGUUUCCCUACAACUGCAUUCUGUUAGUGCAGACCAUAGAUGCUUAUACCAUGUUCAUUUCCAACUGUGCCAUAUCCACCAACAUUGAUAUCUGCUUCCAGGUUACUCAGACCAUUGCCUUUUUCCACAGUUGCCUGAACCCGGUUCUCUACGUUUUUGUGGGUGAGAGAUUCCGCCGGGAUCUUGUGAAAACCCUGAAGAACUUGGGCUGCAUCAGCCAGGCCCAGUGGGUUUCUUUCACAAGGAGAGAAGGGAGCUUGAAGUUGUCAUCUAUGUUGCUAGAGACAACUUCUGGAGCUCUCUCUCUCUGAGGGACCUGCUCUCUGAGGUAGAUGGUCCUUCUGGAAACAACAUACAAUAUAUAGAUACAGUUCUCCACCGAUGGGACCAGAGAAACCAAGGAAUCAAAAGGAAAUGAGAAAAAGGAAACAAAAACUUAGGAAGGGAUGAAAAGAAUUUGCCAAACCAGAGUUUUCAAAAUUGACUCUCCCAGAAGAACACUGGCUCUUGGCUGCAAUAAUUACAACUUUUCAGAGGAGGAUUAAUGAACAAGUGGUGAGGACCACCUGACUUUGGCACAGAAUUCUCUCAGGACUCUGUGAGUUGCCCUGGCCUCAGCUCUGAUGCUGUCCCUUCCCAAAGGGGACACAGAGGCAUUGGUAAUGGCCACAGUCCAUAAAAGAUCUGGUUUGGGGCUCUACCCAAGUCAAGUCUUACAGAUUCUUGACCUAGAGUACUUCCAAAUGUUCUCAGACACUGUCUGGUCUUUUCUGGGUCACUGGGGGGGGGUCCUUAUUCCUGUUUUGAAAUGAUCUGGAGGACUGAUCAGUGAGCCCCUGGACACCUGACCACACCAGCCAAUCACCGGGAACCUGUGGGCUGCCAACUCGUUUCCUGGCCUGCUGGCCACAGGUUUGACCCGGGCAAGGAUCCAGUUUGUUCACUGGUGUCACGGAAGUAGUCCUCACAGCCUGAGUAGGCUGCGAGGAACCAGCACUUGCUCUGUUAUGGGCUUUCUCAAUGGAGUGGCACUUGUUGCUGAUCCCCCUGAAAAUUGGAUUGGCUCGACGGCCCUCUUCCUUCUGGGUCUAAUGGAGGCUGUCUGCCUCCAGGCUUCUCCUUUUCUCACUCUAUAACACCAACCAUUCAAAUGCUUGCAACUUUAGAGAUUAGACUGAAAAAAUAUGUAAUAUACUUCACUUUUGAUUUGUGUCUUUCUUUGAACUAUUUGGCAAAUUUAUCACAUUUGAAAACAUUCUACAUGUUGGAAAAGUGCUUUUUAAUAUACAUUUAAAAUAGUAAUUACUUGCCACUUGCUUUACCCCAUCUCAAUAUUUUAAGUGUCUGCAAUUAAGGAUCCAAUAGACAAACAAUGAGAUGAAGAGGAAGAGACUGGGUAGGAACAUAAACUCUCCACACACCUUCAAACCAUCUUGGCUGAACAGUUUUCUCUCUCCUCUGGCCAAACUUAUUUCAUAGGUCGUUCCCAGCUACCUAGACGGGACUCCUCGGGAGGAGGACUGGAACAGCAUCAUGAACCGCCCACCUUUAAAUUUGCCACGUUAUCCACAGUUAAGAGUCUGACUUCACUAUAGACAGUUGUCUUCAGUCCCAACACCAUCCCUUCCCAAAAGGACAAACCAAGCCCUCUUUGAAGGGUUUGCCAACAUUUGCCAAUCCUGACUUUGUGCUGAGGACCAGAGGCUGAACAGACAGACAGGCAGGCAAGGGCUUGACCAGCCUUCUCCAUGUACCACUUCACACAGCUCUAAACUAUGACAUGUGGCAGUCAAGGCUGGAGGGUGUGUGUGUGUGUGUGUGUGUGUGUGUGCAUGCAGGCCCAAGGAUACUGCACACAGGUCGAGGCACCCUUCUGCACUGUGGGAUUCCUGAUGCUGGCUUUCCUUGUUUUCCCACCCUGUCCCCCACCUUCACCUUCCCUAGCUCCUCUCUCACAAAUAUGAGUCAUGGCCACUUAUAACUUUCCUUGUCCCCAUUUAGGAUGCAGCUUGUAGCUCUAGGUUAGAUCCAUGGUGUGCAGAGGGGCAAGAAGACACUAUCCACUGCUGUCCACCUGCACCUGGUCAGCUCCAAAGGGACAUCCUGGCAUGCUAGGCCUCUUAGGCAGGUCCUGGCCAGGUUGCAAAUGUGAGUGAGCAACUCCAUGCAGAGAGGGUGGUCACGCUCAUGGGAGGUGCUGAGAUCAGGAGACGGUGGAAGCUGGUGAUGACCUUGCUAGAAAAUUCUGAAAUUCAAGGCAGGCUGUAGCUGGUUAAGGUACAAACCAGUUGGGAAGUGAAGGUAUGGAAAGAAGGUGUAGACGAAAUUUGUGUUAAGUUUGCUAUGAUGAAGUACAAAGGAGUAAACAAUAAAAUGAAACAAAAUGCAAGCUUUUCAAAAUAAUGUUCCUUUUGACUUUCUUUCAUUCAUAAUUAAAUGGAGAAAAUCCUGACUCUAUGAACUGGCUUACACUCAAUUCAACGGUGUCCCAAUUAAUGAUGCCAUAAAGCUUAGUGGCAUAAAGUAAUAAUUGAUUUAUUCUGCCCAUACCUUUAUGGGUUGGGAAUUUGGAAAGGACUUAGCUGGUCACAUCUAGCUUGGGUUCUCUCAUGGGGCUGCAGUCAGAUGUUGGCUGGGGCCUAGGUCUCCUGAAGGCUUGACUGGAAGGGUCAGGCCCAUGGCUGGCCAUUGAAGCUAGCUGCCAGGCAGGGCCUGGCACUUGGUCUCUUCAGCAUGGUGUCCUUAGAAGAUUCACAUUUCUCACAUGGCAGCUGAGUCCCUGGAGUAAGGGCCCCAAGAGAACCAGGGGGUUGCUGCAUGUUUUUUUUUUUCUGAAAUGGUUCCAGAAGCCACUGAGUAUCACUUCUGCUCUUUUUCAGUGGUCAGACCACUUACAAGUCAGCCCAGGUCAAAGGAAGGCACCUCUUUUGGAAAGAGGAUCAAAAACGUUGUGACCAUGUUUUUAAACCACCACAGGCUGUUACUUUGUAAGCUAACUUGUCUUUCACUGACCCCAAUCACUUGGGUCCCCAACUGCCUAUCUGACGACAACCCAAGGAGAAGCAAAAGAGCCAAGGAGAGAGGAGAGGAAAUUGGACAAGGUGUAGACACCUUAAUAAUAAUGACUGUCACACAUUUGAGGCAGAGUAGCCAAGUCACUUGCCCCAAGCCACAGUAAGUAGGUAGUGGCACCAGGAGUCAAAUUCAUAUCUUUCUGAUUCCAGAACUGGGUCUUCUGGAUGCUCAGUUACACUUUUUCCUCACGUGGCGUUCAAACACUUA
Molecule: messenger RNA, 4266 nt
Organism: Castor canadensis (American beaver)
Lineage: Eukaryota; Metazoa; Chordata; Mammalia; Rodentia; Castoridae
Gene: Ccr9
Product: C-C motif chemokine receptor 9
Biological process (GO): cell chemotaxis; G protein-coupled receptor signaling pathway; calcium-mediated signaling
Cellular component (GO): external side of plasma membrane; membrane
Molecular function (GO): C-C chemokine receptor activity; C-C chemokine binding
Source: RefSeq, a predicted model, not a curated record